AUGGCCGACACUGCUAAGAACGGUCCUUUGGACUUCACCACCUUCCAUAAUAUUAUUAAUAACGAAUUGUCCCCAACCUCUACAACUCGACACAGCAUUAACCCUGCGAAUUCCAAGCCCAACCCUGAAGUCCCUGUCGCGACCCAAGAAGAUGUCGACCGUGCCGUGAAGCAUGCCCGCAACGCCUUCAAGGAGUGGUCUAAGACAUCUUUCGCCGAGCGUCGGGCCGCUCUGUCAGCUUACGCUGACGCUGUCGACGCUAACGCUGAUGCAUUCGCUGAGACCCUCACCAUGGAGCAGGGAAAGCCACUGAACCAAGCCGCUACCGAGGUCGGAAUGGCCUCUACGUGGAUUCGGGCCAUGAUUGAAAUCGAAAUCAAAGACAACGUUAUCGAGGAGAAAGAUGAUCUGAAGAUUGUUCAGCGCUAUACGCCUAUGGGUGUUGCAGGUGCGAUCGUGCCGUGGAACUUCCCCGUGCUCCUUGCUAUGGGCAAGAUCGUCGCUGCUGUUUACACUGGUAAUGCUGUUAUCGUUAAACCAUCGCCUUUCACUCCUUACUGUGACUUGAAGUUGGUUGAGUUGGCGACUCGAUUUUUCCCUCCCGGUGUGAUUCAGUGUCUGAGUGGUGAUGAUACCCUUGGCCCGAUGUUUACGGAUCACCCUGGUAUCGAUAAGAUCAGCUUCACCGGCUCUAUUGCAACGGGUAAGCGGGUGAUGGCAAGCUGCGCUAAGACUCUUAAGCGAGUAACUCUGGAGCUUGGUGGAAAUGACCCUGCCAUUAUCUGCGACGAUGUCGACAUUGACGCUAUCAUUCCUAAGAUCGGUAUCUUGUCCUAUCUUUGCAGCUCUCAGAUCUGCAUGAUGAUCAAGCGUCUCUAUGUCCACGAGAAGAUCUACGACGCCUUCCUAGAGAAGCUGAUCGCAUUUGUAAAGACGCUUAAGGUUGGAGACGGUAACGAGGCCGAUGUUUUCUUCGGCCCUGUCCAGAACAAAAUGCAAUUCGAGAAAGCCAAAGAGCUUUUCAGCUCCAUCACCACCGAGAAUCUCAAGGCUGCACUGGGCGGUUCGAUCGAAGAGUCGCACGGAUACUUCAUCCACCCGACCAUUAUUGACAAUCCGCCCGAGUCAUCUCGUGUCGUGCAGGAGGAGCCGUUUGCGCCCAUUCUUCCCAUUAUGAAAUGGUCGGAUGAGGACGAUGUUCUUGAGAAAGCGAACGCCCUGGACACUGGCCUCGGCGCAUCAGUUUGGAGUAAAGAUUUUGAGCGGGCUACUCGUAUGGCUAAUCAGCUCCAGGCAGGUGUUGUUUGGGUCAACUCGCACUUUGAUGUCUCUCCUAAGGCGCCAUUUGGUGGUCACAAGCAAAGUGGUAUGGGUGUUGAGUGGGGCCUGACUGGUCUCUUGGCUUAUUGCAACUCGCAGACACAGUGGUUGAAAAAGAGCUUCUAG
Messenger RNA from Penicillium atrosanguineum, 1446 nucleotides. Its product is annotated as aldehyde dehydrogenase family protein. Bases 1 to 1446 code for a protein of 481 amino acids. Lineage: Eukaryota; Fungi; Ascomycota; Eurotiomycetes; Eurotiales; Aspergillaceae. The record is from RefSeq and is a predicted model, not a curated record. Gene Ontology annotation, molecular function: aldehyde dehydrogenase (NAD+) activity. The transcript is spliced from 2 exons.